AGUAUGGCCCUCGCAGGUUUCCGUAAGAGGUAUACGGUAAAUAAACGUUUUCUGUCAGUUAAAUUCAGAACAUGAAGUAUUUGUAGUGGUCAUAAUAUCGUGUAUUAUUACAUCAGACAUGGAUACGGCGUGUAGGGGGAGGAAGAGUGAGUCUGCAGACAUUAGUAUUGAUAUUUCUGGUGAGCCUUACAGCGUGUCCGUGCUUAAACAUGGCUACUGCAUCAGCCAGCCCGAUGGCACGUUUCGGGCAGAUGGCACCAUCACUUUAUUGACUGGACCACAGACUGUAUUGGUGGACACGGGAGGUCCAUGGGACCGGGACUUCCUACUGUCUAAACUGAAAGAAAAGAGACUAACACCAGCAGAUGUUACAUGGGUGGUCGGUACACACGGACACUCGGAUCACGUGGGGAAUCUCAACCUGUUUACCGGAGCUACAGUAGUAGUGGGGUGUGACAUCAGCCAGGGGGAUCGAUACCUGCCAAACGAGCUGGCACAGGGGGUUCCCUACAUCAUCGACCAGCAUGUGUCCAUCAUCUUCACCCCUGGUCAUACUGGACGUGAUGUAAGUGUUCUUGUUAAGGACACAACUGUGGGACAGGUUCUUGUUGCUGGGGACCUGUUUGAGCGUUGUUCUGAUGAAGACUCAUGGAGAGGUCUUAGUGAGAAUCCAGAGGUGCAGGAAAUGACUCGACAGUCAGUUUUAAAAUAUGCUGAUGUAAUAAUUCCUGGACAUGGGCUGCCUUUCAGGGUAUUCAGAGAGUCUGUUGACUAAGAAGCAGAAACCAUGUGAACUGUAUAAUCAGUGCUUUGUCCUGUGAUUUUUGAAUGGUCAUACAAAAAAAUAGCAUUGUAGGGAAAAAACACAGCUUUCAUUUUACUGGGAAUAAAAAAAAACACA
This is a messenger RNA of Trichomycterus rosablanca, 901 nucleotides long. RefSeq names its product metallo-beta-lactamase domain containing 1 (gene mblac1). Bases 119 to 775 code for a protein of 218 amino acids. The record is from RefSeq and is a predicted model, not a curated record. The transcript has 2 exons. NCBI's taxonomy places the organism in Eukaryota, Metazoa, Chordata, Actinopteri, Siluriformes, Trichomycteridae.